Molecule: messenger RNA, 1261 nt
Organism: Etheostoma cragini (Arkansas darter)
Lineage: Eukaryota; Metazoa; Chordata; Actinopteri; Perciformes; Percidae
Exons: 3
Coding region: 316-1221 (301 amino acids)
Biological process (GO): DNA integration
Molecular function (GO): nucleic acid binding
Source: RefSeq, a predicted model, not a curated record
AUUUUGUUUACAUUUUAAACUCCAGCACCAGCGCUACCAUACCUGUACCAGCAACAGACCUCGAUCCAGUGACCUGUCAGUAAAAUGACUACCAAGGAAGACAUCAGAUUUCCAAAGACGAGCUUGAACAUGUUCUUUCACUGAAAACCACUUUUACAGAAGCGGCAUCUAUUCUUUCAAUCUCGAGGCCAACUUUCUAUGAGUUACUGCAAGACUAUAAUUUGGCAGUAGACAACAUUUAAGAGCAUCAGUGAUUAACAGUUGGAUCUUAAAUUAUCUCAAAUAAAAACUGAACACCCAAAUGUUGGAGAAGUUAUGCUUAUGGGGCAUCUCCGCUCCAAAAGCAUUGUGGUUCAAAGACAACGUGUAAGAGAUUCACUACAAAGGAUGGACCCAAUUGGUGUCCUAGCCAGGAGAAGAACAGCUGUAGCUCGCCGAGUGUACUCUGUCCAAUAUCCAAAUUUCAUAUGGCAUAUAGACGGAAAUCAUAAGUUGAUUAGGUGGAAAUUGGUUGUUCAUGGUGCCAUAGACGGCUACAGUAGGAUGUUGAUGUUUCUUCAAUGCUCCAACAAUAAUCGUGCUGAAACUGUAAGAGACCUUUUUACUGCAGCUGUUGGACAGUAUGGCAGACCACUGCACAUCAGGACUGAUCACGGAGGAGAGAACAUUCAGAUUUUGGGGGACAUGCAUUCGAGCAGGGGGGAAGGCUCUGUCUUAACAGGAAGUUCUGUACACAACCAGAGGAUUGAGCGUUUAAACCGAGACUUGAACAAAAACUGCAGCCAAGUUCAUGCACCCAUUUUCUAUGAACUGGAAUCCCUGGGUAUCCUAGACAUAGACAAUGCAACAGACCUAUUUUUUCUCCAUUAUGUCUUUCUAACCAAAAUCAACCGCACUUUGGAGGAAUACAAAGCUGGAUUUAACAAUCACUCAGUGUCAUCUGAAGGAAAUAGAACACCUGUUCAGCUUUUUACUCUGGACAAUGAUUUGCCUCACCUUCACAACCCAGAACUCUCAACAGCAGGGGUAGUUUUUUGUUCCUUACCUAACUCUCAAAGAGGAUUUUCCCCAUUGAAUGACUUGGAUUUGCCAGAACUGAAUGAGACCAUUAAACCUCUUCAAAAGGACAAUAACAAUGGCAAAACAUUGUUUCAGAGAACACAACAGUUUAUUUUUGAUAAACUUGUGUGUGAUCUUAGCAUAACAUGGACAAUUGGGUAACAUUAUCCUUAUUGUAGUUUCAGAAACCACAUGGAAACCA